AUGCAGGGCACGCGGCAGGCACCGCACCACCCCGGCAGGGCUCCGGGACCGGCCCCCCGUGCCCCGCGCCCCGGCUCGGCGGCGGACUCGGCCUGCAGCCUGGAUCCGGGAGGCGAGGAGGAGGAGGGGGGAGGCCCGGCCGCUCGCUCCCCCCCGGCCAGCGAGCGCAGCCUGGAGUUCGACUCGGGGUACUCGGAGGCGUCGGGGGGCACGUGGAGGGAAGAGGAGGUGCCCGUGCGGCGCCGGCAUCUGCUGCCCUGCCAACGGGCACACCGGCUCUCCGCCGGCCCCGCCGCACCACCGCCCGCCCCCGCCCGCCGUGUCCGCCCCAAAUCCACCUCGGACGCCUGCCUGGAGCAGUGGCGGGCCCUGGAGCCCGCCGACACGCAGGACUGGACCGUAGCACUGCUGUCGCAGAGCCGGAACCGGCAGCCCCUGGUGCUGGGCGACAACUGCUUCGCUGACCUGGUGGAGAACUGGAUGGACCUGCCCGAGGUGGGCGCCGAACCGCGUCGCAGAGCCCCUGCCGAACCCUCCCGCCGGCUGGCCAAGCCCCCCGCCUUCCUGCUCAGCCUCUCGGGCAAUGUACGCCGUAAGCUGGCCAACAUGGCCCGGCCCCGGGGGGCCGACGGUGCCCGCCCGGGCGGCCGCGAUACCACCAAGCGUUUCUCCUGCCCGCUGGGGCUGGGGGGACAGCCCAAGGGCGCCUGCUUCCAUCAGUCCCACAGCAACAUCGCCCAGCUGGCCACGGACUUUCACCGCUUCACCGCCUUGAUGAACAGCCGCAGCCGCCAGCCCAUCAUCUGCAACGACGUUAUCGGCUACAUUUAG
Messenger RNA from Pseudopodoces humilis (Tibetan ground-tit), 831 nucleotides. It is a transcript of the gene INKA1, whose product is annotated as inka box actin regulator 1. The record is from RefSeq and is a predicted model, not a curated record. Gene Ontology annotation, molecular function: protein serine/threonine kinase inhibitor activity; protein kinase binding. Gene Ontology annotation, cellular component: nucleus. NCBI's taxonomy places the organism in Eukaryota, Metazoa, Chordata, Aves, Passeriformes, Paridae.